AUGUCGGUCACUCUCUGCAGUCGGCUAGUUCUCUCAGAUGAGAUCAUUGUUGAAAUACUGGCGAGGCUACCCGUAAAAUCCUUAAUCCGAUUCCGGUGUGUAUCCAAGGCAUGGCGUGCUUUCAUCUCCGACCCUUAUUUCAUCAGGAAGCACUUGAGCCACAGCGACACCAAAAACAGCUUUAACUUGAACCUCCUUCUCUCAACCUAUCUCGCCACUUCCAUACACUACCUUGCUUUAUUGAAGAUUGAAGAAGACGGCACAGUUGCAAGCAGCGAGCUCCAGUAUCCGAUUCAGGUACCUAACGCAUUUACUUCACGUAUCUUGGAGAAACGUUUGGUUGGUUCUUACAAUGGUCUGAUAUGUUUGUCAUUUUACGGCGAUACCGUCGAUACGUUUAUGUUAUGGAACCCUUGUAUUGGAGAGUCCAAGUUAUUGCCAAAACCUACCGCUUUCGAUACGAGUUAUGGAGUGUUCUAUGGAUUUGGUUAUGUUCUGCUACUGAUGAUUGCAAGAUAG
Molecule: messenger RNA, 519 nt
Organism: Rosa rugosa (rugosa rose)
Lineage: Eukaryota; Viridiplantae; Streptophyta; Magnoliopsida; Rosales; Rosaceae
Product: putative F-box protein At1g47790
Exons: 1
Coding region: 1-519 (172 amino acids)
Molecular function (GO): protein binding
Source: RefSeq, a predicted model, not a curated record